AUGGUUCGAUAUUUUCAAGUAGUCUUCUUAACUGCUAAAAUUGGUAUGAGGGAUGAUAGAACAUAUUUAAAGGAUGACAAACUCUUCUAUAGUUUACUUUCUUUAAAAUUCACCAUAAACACUAUUCCUAACUGCGUCUUUGACUGCAAUAGACAUCUUUCUUGUAUCAUAGAAGUUAGUAAAUGCAAAGAUGAAGUGGAAAUUGAAGAAAAACAGAGAUAUGAGGCUGACUUGGCAAUAAUCUGGAAGAAAAAACAAAGUGAUAUUGAAAAGAAAUUGAUGACUGAAAGGGGAGAUUAUGGAGAUAUAUUGUUAGUUAAUACCAUAGAUAUUUAUAGACAUUUACCACUAAAACUUCUACAAUGUCACCAAUGGUAA
This is a messenger RNA of Lottia gigantea (owl limpet), 378 nucleotides long. RefSeq lists its product as hypothetical. The record is from RefSeq and is a predicted model, not a curated record. Bases 1 to 378 code for a protein of 125 amino acids. The transcript is spliced from 4 exons. NCBI's taxonomy places the organism in Eukaryota, Metazoa, Mollusca, Gastropoda, Lottiidae.